UUUGGGGAGUGAGGGGGAGGAGGAUGAGUUUGAUGGUUCUGGGGAAGGGAAGAAGGGGAAGGGUGGGUUUCGGUUGGAGGGCCGUGGGGGCAUGCGGCCCUUGCGGCUUGAGAGGCAUGAGCAUGAGGAACGCGUUGUUAGUGUUAAUAUGGAGUCUAGUACUACUGGUGCUGGGCAAGCGAAGAAGGAGGCUGAGGCCAAGGCGAAGAGGAAGGAAGAGAAAAAGAAGGAGGAUAAUGCUUUGUUUGUGGAGCAGGAUGAUGAGGUGGAUGAGGAGGAGGACAAUGAAUCCCCCGUCAAGGAGGAGCCUACGGAUGAUGAUGACCGCGUUAUGACUGAUGUGCCUCGUGUCGAUGAGGCUGCUACGAUGGUCGAUGAUAAUUUGCUCCCAGUCCAGAAGGUCAAGGUGCGCCGCAAGCUGAGCCCGUCUAAGUCUGUCUCUGAGACGUCGUCUGCCGUCCCCAGUCCUGAGCCUGAGGUGGUCGUCGAUCCGAAGAGUUUGCUACGCACAAAGGAGGAGAUCGAGGAGUACGAGAGGCAUGAGCAGGAUCUGGAGAUCGUCAAGGAUCUCUUUCAAAAGGAGCCGCGUCCGGAGGCCCCCGAGACCUCGGCGGGGACAUCUGCUGCGGCGGCGGAGGGCGAGGAGAAGGACAAGGAGGGCGAGGGACAACAGCAGGAGGAAGAAGAUGAAUCCGCCAAGGAUAAACUGGCCGGGCAGCUGUUCCUCAUGCAGUUCCCGCCAUUGACCCCCAACCUGGUGCUCCCCGGUACCGAGACCACCGACGCAGCACCGACCGAGCAACCCCCACCAUCACAACAACCGGUCAAGCGCGAAGACGAGAUGGAAAUCGUCGAUGGGGAGGACGAGGCGACGGUUGCGCGCGGCUCGUCCAAGCUGGUCACGGCCGCCGAUCCGGGCCUCUCGGCUGGCCGAGUCGGCAAGUUGAACGUCCACGCUUCGGGUCGGGUGACGAUGGACUGGGGUGGAAUCAGCUUCGACUUGGACCGCGCGACGGCCGUGGACUUCCUCCAGGAAGCUUUGAUUGUGUCCACGCCGCCGAAUGCGGGCGACGAGGAGUUCCCCGAUGACGAAAAGAAGGUGUGGGCGAUGGGUCAGCUCAGCGGCAAGUUUACAGUGACGCCGAACUGGGAGAAGAUGCUGUGAGGCUGGGGAGUGGGGGCAUGAGUAC
This is a messenger RNA of Aspergillus homomorphus CBS 101889, 1190 nucleotides long. RefSeq names its product putative DNA-directed RNA polymerase III RPC4. Gene Ontology annotation, molecular function: DNA binding. Bases 149 to 1165 code for a protein of 338 amino acids. The transcript has a single exon. Lineage: Eukaryota; Fungi; Ascomycota; Eurotiomycetes; Eurotiales; Aspergillaceae. The record is from RefSeq and is a predicted model, not a curated record. Gene Ontology annotation, cellular component: RNA polymerase III complex. Gene Ontology annotation, biological process: transcription by RNA polymerase III.